CUCUCUGUGCUUAUAACGGAUAUUGCCCACAGUGACCCUGCAGCGAGGAUACACAUCAUCGCUCACUCCCAUGGGGGAAACGUGCUGCUCAAAGCGGCAGAGGUGUACAUGCGACGAUUAAGCAACCAGUCACCAGCUGACCUGCACCCAUUGGUGGAGCAAGAGUUUUGGGCGGCACACAGGCCCGGAUACGAUUUGAUUCGCAAGUGGAGGAGUCCGAAUCAAGUCAAAUCUCGCUGGUCUGGGUGGCGGCGGUGGUUGCCCACGCCCAUCGUGUUUCAAAGUCUCCACCCCAGCACGCGCAAGCAGAAGAGCCAGGAGCGCUACCCCUGGGGGCGCUACCGCUGGAUCGACUCGCUCCUCGGCCUCCCAGCCACCCGGCAGCGCCUCUUCCUCUCCCACCGCCUCGCCACCUCCCCCCUCUCCAACGCCCUGGGCUCUCUCGUGUUCCUGGGAACGCCGUUCUAUGUGAAGAAAUGGGACCGCGCAGGGGUGUUCCGGCUGGUGGUGGCGACGGUGGUGUCUGGUGCAGUGGUGUUUGGAGUGGUGCUGGGGUAUGUGGUGCUCUGGGAAGUGGUGGUGAUGGAGGCGGCGCAUUUGGAGGUGAACCGGCUGAUGCUGUGGCCUCUGGUGGUGGUGGCGAUUGUGGGGCUGUUUGGGGCCAUCAGUAUCGCCGUGCAAGCUUAUUUAUCUUUUGAGUCGUGGCACCAACCGGCCUACUACAACGGCAACAUCUACCACGCGCCCGGUUGCCACUGGUCGCCUGCCAUGUCAGCACUCGUGAUCCACGCUGGCAAGCUGGAUGAAGCCAGCCUGGCACUUUCCGUCGAGCCAAUUGCGCGCGCCUACGAUGCUACUGAGGAGGCUACUAUAGGGGAUGGAAGAGGAGCCUCAGGGCAUGAGAGCGAGAGGGGGGAUGGUGGUGUGGGUGAGAUGGUGGGAGGUGGAGAAGGGAAGGGGGUUGAGGUGGGGGGUGCAAGGGGCAUGGGGACGGUAAGGGGUGUUGGGGCGGCAAAGUGGAAGAGAGUGGGAGGCUGCAUAGAGGAGCCUGUUUGUGAUGAUUCUGUGGGGGCGGUGGGGGCAGUGGGUGGGUUCGACGGUGGUUCGGCGGGUGCUUCGGCGGGUGGUUUGACAGGUGGCUUGGGAGGCGCAAGGUGGAAAAGAGUGGGAGGCUGCAUAGAGGCGCCUGUAUGUGAUGAUUCUGUUGGGGCGGUCGGUGGUUCGGUCAGUGGUUCGGUGGGCGGUUCGGUGGGUGCUUCGGCGGGUGACAUCGGUGCUUCGUCGCUUGCAGUUUCAUCUGCGGUUGAAGCGGACGAGGAGGAGGUGGACUUUCUCCUGGAAGAGCAGGAGGGCAAGGAAGACUGCGGUAAUGAGAACGAUGAAGAGGCGGGAGAGAAGAGAGAGGAGCAGCAGCAGCAGCAGGAGCAGCAGCAGCAGCAGGAGCAGCAGCAGCAGCAGCAGCAGCGGCAGCAGAUGGAGGGGAGUGGAGAGCAGCAGCAGUUGCUGUACGAGUUUCUGUGGGAAGACAGCAAGCUCGAAGAGGCAGCAGCAGCAUCAGGCACAUACCAGCUGCUACGAUCGGAGAUGAGGCGAAUGAAGAAGAACCCGCGGCUCUCCGACAGAGAGUUUGUGCGCCAGAUCAAGCAACUGUGCGUCAUGAUAGAGGAGCAUAUCGGAGAGCUGACAGGACGCUUUGACCUGAAUCACGGCGCAUACUUCCGAGACCCGCGCAUCCUCGCUGUCAUCUCGCACUUCCUACAACACCGGUCGCUUCCCGAUUGGUCCAAAUCCCUUGAUGUGGAUUUGCUGCGCGUGCAGUCGCUAACUGAGCUCGCACAAACAGCCUCAGGGCAAGGAACGGGCAGGGGGGGAGAUGGGGACGGGGAAGGCACAGGGGAUAUGGGGUGUGGGUCUGGUGGGGAAGGUAUGGCAGGUGUGGCUAGUGUGGCACGCAUAGGAGAGGAGGCAGAAGGGGAGUUGGAGGAGUUAUCAAGGCUGGGUCUAUCGAAGCUGGGGAUAUCAAGCUCUGGGGGUGGUGCAAGUAGCAGUCGGACUCCCAGCAUGGUGGGGUUCCGAGGGAAGCGGAGCAAGAGUGAGAAGAGGAGGAGCAAGAGAGAAGGGAAGAGGUCCUGGUCCGGCAACAACACUGGUCAUCCCGACAUGUUCUCAUCCAGCCCAGCCAAGUCAUGUCCUCCUUACUAA
Messenger RNA from Closterium sp. Naga37s-1, 2202 nucleotides. The record is from the annotation of a GenBank genome assembly. NCBI's taxonomy places the organism in Eukaryota, Viridiplantae, Streptophyta, Zygnematophyceae, Desmidiales, Closteriaceae.